Anolis carolinensis (green anole) is the source of this 7922-nucleotide messenger RNA. RefSeq lists its product as uncharacterized. Gene Ontology annotation, molecular function: serine hydrolase activity. The record is from RefSeq and is a predicted model, not a curated record. Lineage: Eukaryota; Metazoa; Chordata; Lepidosauria; Squamata; Anolidae. The coding region runs from base 130 to 1329 and encodes 399 amino acids. The transcript is spliced from 5 exons.
CGGACCUUGGCCGUGUGCUGGGCGGAGCGUGGCCGGAGGUCCGGCAAAGGAGGAAGAGGAGGAGGAGGAAGGGCCGAAGAGAAGCCCGGGCUGUUGUCAGAGCCUCCUGAUGGGGAGAGUCAGCUGGAGAUGCUGGUGAAGCUGCUCUUUGGGGCGUCCACGCGGCUCCAGCCCAAACCUGACAGGAGGGAGGAAGCCUGCCUGACUUCAAUGGGGAGGGCGUUCCAUAGGCGGGGAGCCACUACUGAAAAGGCCCUGUCUCUCGUCCCCACCAGACGCACCUGUGAGGCUGACGGGACCGCGAGCAGGGCCUCAUCUGACGAUCUUAAGCUUCGAGGGCCGCUGCUUCCUCUCCCAAGGCGGGCGUCAACGGGGUCUCCGUCCGGAAUGCCCUUUGCUGGAGGCCAGGCUGCCCCCAAAAAGGCCGCGGAGAAGGAGGAGCAGACCGAGGGGGAGGGGGAGGGGGAGGGGGAGGGGUCACCCCCGGGGCCGGAGCCCCCGCUGGACCUUGGCCCCGGUGUCUCUGUGACGAGGCUCUCCCCCAUGGUCCGCCUCUACCGGCCCCCCUCCGGCCCCUCCGGCCACCCCCCGCCCCCGCUGGUGCUGCUCCUGCCCUGGUUCGGGGCCCCCCCGCGGGCGGUGGCCAAGUACCUCUCGCUCUACCUGUCGGGGCGCCGCUGGCCGGUGCUGGUGGCCGAGAGCCGCGUGGGACACUUCCUGUGGCCGCGGUGGGGCCUGGACUACGCCGGGCGGCUGCUGGAGCUCCUGCGGGAGGGGGGUCCCCUGGGGGGGCACCCCCUCCUGGUCCACGCCUUCUCCAUCGGGGGGUACCUCUUCGCACAGAUGAUGGUGCGCCUGCAAGACGCCCCCCGGGAACACCCGGGCAUCCAGCAGCGCAUCCGCGGACUGGUCUACGACAGCCUGGUGGCCGGCAGCCUGGAGGACAUGGCCAGGGGGGUGGCCCAGAUGACCACGGCCUCUCCGGCCCUCCAGCCGCUGCUCCGCCGCGGGACUCUGCUCUACUUCCGCCUCUUUGGCCGCUGCACGGUCUCCUACUUCCAGGCAGCGCUGGACGUCUUCCACCGGCCGCCCCUCCGCUGCCCAACGCUGGUCUUCUUCUGCCACAAUGACCCCCUGAGCGACCCCCAGGUCAUGGGCCAGCUGCUGGACUCCUGGCGGGCAGCCGGCAUCGUGGUCCAAGUGCAGGAGUGGCCCGUCUCCCGCCACGCCGGACACUUGCGCCUCCACCCGCAGGACUACGGCCGGGCCCUGGACGCCUUCCUCCGGGACCUUGAUCUUGGGCCGCCGCCGGUCCGGUCAAAACUGUAGUAGCCAAUGGGCCUGAUCCGUGGAGGGGAAGGAAGGAAGGAAGGCCGUCUUCUAUUGACAUUGAAGGAACUCACCGCCUUGGAGGCUGGAUCAUCUGUCGGGAGGGAUCGCAUUGUGCUUUUCGUUUUAAGGGUUGGACUAAAUGGCCUUAAACGGGCUCUAUGAAAGGGAGAGACCCUGUCCAGUUGGAGGAAGGCUCUCUGCUCGCCAUCACCAUAGGACAAAUGCCCUUUGACCACUCUGGGGGAUGGGGUUCCCUUGACCUCUAACCCCCGUCCCCCCAAAAACAAGGUCCACAUCCCACAAUAAACUGUCCUUUGAAUGAGUUUAUGGGUCCGGCAUUAAGAUAAGUUUGGGGGCACAUGUGCUUCAAAAGCGCAUGCGAUGCAUAAAAGCGCCACCUUUGAGGGCUGCUUUAGACCAGGACUUCCAUCUUCUCCAUCUGACUUUGGGAGGUUUUGAUGUUGACGUUUUAUGCCGGUUUGUAUGUUUAUACUAUUUUACCUGUUUUUACAUUGGUUUAAUUAUGCUGUAUUUUAUUGUAUGUUGAAACUGGGCUUGUCCGCAUGUGAGCCGCCCUGAGUCCCCUCUGGGGAGAUGGGAGCAGGAUAUAAAAAUAAAGUUAUUAUAUUAUUAUAUUAUUAUAGGUGGGUGGUCUAGAUGGCCUCUGGGGUUCUCCUCGGCUUCAUUAAAGUGGAUCAAGUGGCAAGCGUGGACAAUGGAGGGGUUUCUUUGGCCCUGGAGCCCUGCAAUGGCGGACAAUAGUGUGUCUCUCUAUGGAGGUGGACCCAGGGGACCCCAAAGGCCACCUAGUCCACCCUUUUCUAGCAAGGAUCCUUGUCUAUUUGAAGCAAGUGUGAAUGUUGCAGUUAGCAAGCUUAAAUAGUAUUGAGUAGCCAUGAAGUUUGCAAAAUCAAUCAGUUGAGGGUAUCUGCAUAGAGGUAGCCUGGCUGUUGUGGCCUGGAGGCACCCUCUGUUUGGGAGGUGUUCACUAGCAUUUGAUGACUACGCAAUGCUAUUCAAGCUGGCUGAUUGCAACGUUCGCACUUGCUUCAAACAGUCAAAGGUUCUUUCUCCCACCACAGAUAUUACGUAUACACUCCACUUGCUUCAUCUCCAACCAAACUUCUGAAGACGCCAUCAGACACAGAUGCAGGCGAAACGUCCAGAGAGAAUGCUACUGGAAGAUAGCCAUACAGCCUGGGAAACUCACAGCAACCCAAUGACAAGCUGGGGCAAGAAGGGGCUUGCAAUCCCCCUUGAUUGAUGGAUGGAUCGAUGGAUUGAUUGAUUGACUGGCUUAUUUCCAUCCCAACCACCCAGGGUGAGAACAUGGCCAUACAGUCCAAAAAACUCUCAGCAGCCCAUAGCAAGGGUGGCUAGGAACACCUUUUUGAUGUGUCCAAAUGUGGAAUACAGGUCUCCUGCCACCAAAACACUCCAGUAAGAGACCAGUUUGGCCUGAUCCUUGUUUUCUGGUGGGAGAUUUAUCCAAAGGGGACUAUUUGGGAGGAUACCGGGGGUCUCCAAAGUAUUGCAAAGCCCCUUUUGAGCCUCUUCUCAGGAAUGUCCUUCCACCCCAACCAAGCCUUGCCUCUCACCAUCCCUUUGGCACUGAACCCGUCUACACUGACACCUUAAUGCAGUUCAGAACCAGGUUCCAACUAUGGUGGCCAGGCAACACACUCACGAAAUACUAUGUAACACGGUUUUUGUUCCUAGGUUAUCAAUGUCAUUAUUUCCUAAUUGGUUCUAUUAUAAAAACACGGGAAAAGUUUAUUAAACUGCAAGAACUUUGUAUUUGCGGGAGGGAUGUCAUACUAUACCAGAUUUUGUGAUAACUUUUUAAAUGACUCUCUCAUUCUCGAGUCUCAACACAUUCGACAUAGUUCGUGCCACAAAAACGAAGUUUCUGGAGUUGAACAGCUGCUUCCCAAGUCAGGACCGCACAAUUAAACAGAAAAUCACAACUUUCAAACCAGGAACAGUAUUUUUUUUUUCAAAUUUUGCUGCAUAGUGUAAUCUUUUUAAACUUUUGUACGGAAACAUUUAAGCUGAAUUUUUGAAAAAAACAAUUAUUGCAAGUCACCUUGAAUCCCAUUUUGAGAGAAAAACAUUAUUUUAAUAAAUAUUAAGUAACCUGGCCUGAUGUUGUUUCUUUAAAGUGGAAAUAAUUACAAGAACUACGCUCCGAUUGGGUUAAGGUUGUGUUCUUGCCCCCAGUUUGUUUAAUAUUUAUAAUAGAAUCGUAGAGUUGGAAGAGACCUCACGGGCCAUCCAGUCCAACCCCAUUCUGCCAAGAAGCAGGAAAUCGCAUUCAAAGCACCCCCGACAGAUGGCCAUCCAGCCUCUGCUUAAAAGCCUCCAAAGAAGGAGCCUCCACCACAGUCCGGGGCAGAGAGUUCCACUGGUGAACAGCCCUUCUCACAGUGAGGAAGUUCUUCCUGAUGUUCAGGUGGAAUCUCCUUCCUUUCCUGUAGUUUGAAGCCCUUGUUCCCUUGCGUCCUAGUCUGCAGGGCAGCAGAAAACAAGCUCCCUCCCUCCUCCCUAUGACUUCCCUUCACGUAUUUGUACAUGGCUCUCAUCAUGUCUCCUCUCAGCCUUCUCUUCUGCAGGCUAAACAUGCCCAGCUCUUUAAGCCGCUCCUCAUAGGGCUUGUUCUCCAGACCCUUGAUCAUUUUAGUCGCCCUCCUCUGGACACAUUCCAGCUUGUCAACAUCUCCCUUCAACUGUGGUGCCCAGAAUUGGACCCAGUGUGAUUCCAGGUGUGGUCUGACCAAGGCAGAAUAGAAUAAGGGGGAGCAUGACUUCCCUGGAUCUAGACGCUAUUCCCCUAUUGAUGCGCUAUUCCCCUAUUGAUUCCCCUAUUGAUUAACUUGUUGUCCACGAGGACUCCAAGGUCUUUUUCACACCUACUGCUGUCAAGCCAGGCCUCGUCCCUCAUUCUGUAUCUUUGAUUUCCAUUUUUUCUGCCGAAGUGAAGUAUCUUGCAUUUGUCCCUGUUGAACUUCAUUUUGUUAGUUUCGGCCAAUCAUCUCUCUAGUCUGUCAAGAUCGUUUUGAAUUCUGCUCCUGUCUUCUGGAGUGUUGGCUCUCCCUCCCAGUUUUGUGUCGUCUGCAAACUUGAUGAUCGUGCCUUCUGACCCUUCGUCUAAGUCGUUAAUAAAGAUGUUGAACAGAACCGGGCCCAGGACGGAGCCCUGCUUGUGGCACUCCACUUGUCACUUCUUUCCAUGAUGAAGACGACGCAUUGGUGAGAAUCACCCUUUGGGUUCGUUCGCUUAGCCAAUUGCAGAUCCACCUAACCGUAGUUUUGUCUAGCCCACAUUUUACUAGUUUCCUUGCCAGAAGGUCGUGGGGGACUUUGUCGAAGGCCUUACUGAAAUCUAGAUAUGCUACAUCCACGGCAUUCCCUGUAUCGACCCAACUCGUAACUCUAUCGAAAAAAGAGAUCAGAUUAGUCUGGCAUGACUUGUUUUUGGUAAAUCCGUGUUGACUGUUAGCAAUGACCGCAUUUGUUUCUAAGUGUUCGCAGACCACUUCCUUAAUGAUCUUUUCCAGAAUCUUGCCUGGUAUUGAUGUGAGGCUGACCGGACGGUCAUUGUUUGGGUCGUUCUUUUUUCCCUUCUUGAAGAUAAAUAGGGACCACAUUCGCCCUCCUCCAAUCUGCUGGGACUUCUCCCGUUCUCCAAGAACUCUCGAAGAUAAUUGCCAGUGGUUCUGAAAUAACUUCCGCUAAUUCCUUCAAUACUCUUGGAUGUAGCUGAUUAAUUCCCUGGUGAACUCACUCUCGGAAAUCAACCCUCAGCCCCUUAAAUUGGCUGGGAGGGAAAUAUCGGUUCUGCUUUAUGCAGACGAUGCAGCACUUUUAUCAUUGACAUGAGUUGGGCUGAGACGGCUUCUAAAAAUGACUUUGCAGUUUCAUGGCUACUCAGUGCUAUUCAAGCUUGCCAGUGGCAACGUUCACACUUGUUUCAAACAGACAAGGGUUCUUUUGCUCACCCUGGACAUCAUUCCACAGGUGUAUAUAUACUCCACUUGCUUCACUGCGAGCAGAUUCUCUGAGGAUGCCAUUAGCCACAGAUGCAGGAGAAGCAUCAGCAGAGAAUGCUGCUGGAACAGGGCCAUACAGCCAGGAAAACGCACAGCAACCCAGUGAUCCCAGCCAUGAAAGCCUUCGACAACAAAUCCUGUGCUCACUUUGGAGUAAGCGCCAACAAAAGCCAGUGUGGUUUUGCAGUCUGAGCAUUGGCCUGAGUCUGAAGAACAAGUUCAACUCCCCACUUGCCUUCUGCAUUGUCUUGGGUGUUGGGAAUCACCCUGGAGGACUCAAGUCCAAAUGUAGUCAGAUAGAUGAUAGAGUUAGAUGGAGGGAAUCCUUUCCCUGUUUCCAAAGCAUGCCUAGACAGGCUUUACUGUGUUUUUACUCUAUCCUGUUUAUGUCACAUCCCUUUCUUUGAAGUUAGUAGAAAUGUGAAUCUCCAGGGACACUAACUUCCCAUUGGUCAGAAUGUCUUUUAUGGCCCCAAUAAACUGGACCAUGAGGUUGGAACCAUUUUGGUUCUCUCUUCUUCUCCCUUUGUUCUUCUAGCUAACAAGACGCAUCUCUCCAUCUCUCCUGGCAAGAUGUAACUAUUUAAAUGUUUGUUAUUUUUCCUUUCUUAUUUUUCCUUAGAAACCAGUCUGUAGUAAUCUAGACAGCUCCCAAGCCUUUCUAUCUACAAUGGAGUUCUUUUUGCAGUAGAGUCUCACUUAUCCAACACUCGCUUAUCCAACAUUCUGGAUUAUCCAACGCAUUUUUGUAGUCAGUGUUUUCAAUAUAUUGUGAUAUUUUGGUGCUAAAUUCAUAAAUACAGUAAUUACUACAUAGCAUUACUGUGUACUGAACUACUUUUUCUGCCAAAUUUGUUGUCUAACAUGAUGUUUUGGUGCUUCAUUUGUAAAAUCAUAACCUAAUUUGAUGUUGAAUAGGCUUUUCCUUAAUGCCUCCUUAUUAUCCAACAUAUUCGCUUAUCCAACAUUCUGCCAGCCCAUUUAUGUUGGAUAAGUGAGACUCUACUGUACUUGAAUAAAUACUUUUUGAACUUUUAUUGAGACUCUGCAGUCCAUUGCAAUCCUAAAAAGGCUUCUCUUGCUCGCCAGUGUAAGUAACUGUUGCAUUUGAAAGCUUUGCUUUUGCUACUCUGCUGAUUUUGGUGGAAUCUCCCCCAGAGAGGGUUCAAUUGAGUCUAACCGCUCAGAGAUUACCACAACAUUGGGCAAGUCAUGGAGUCCUAGCGUUGGAAAGGGCUCCACAGAGGCCAUCCAGUCCAACCCUGCAUGGACCUACAGCCAAAGUCACACUCUCUCAACCUCAGGUAAAGGCAAAUGGCCACUAAACAAAUCUUGCCACGAAAACCUCAUCGUAGGGGGGUUGCCAUCAGCCAGAAAUGACUUAAAAGUGACACGACAACAAAACUGGAUGCACGAAGGGUAUUUGUAAGUAGACCCUGUUGUAACACUAGUAAGUGUGUCAUUGAUUAGUAUUGCAACAGGACACGAAAGGAGGCAACAGUAAUGCUACUCUGCCUGCUAAUGUUGGGGCCCUUCCCUUCAGAACCGUUCUGAACCUCAAAGCUUAUUGUAAUAAUGGGAAGAAAUAUGUAGGUUUGUAGGAGAGACGGCAUGAGCCAGAAACCCUGGAAAUUCCUCUGACUCUUUGAACUGCACGUCCUAUGGAAAAUUCCCUAUGGGUCUUGGGUGGCCUGACGGAAUUGCACUUUCUGUGCCUUGUCAGUCCUUGAACUUGGUUUUUUCCCCUCCCACAAAGUGUUGCUCUUUGUGUAAAUGGCCCCCAGUGCAACCGACAAAGACAGACUACUUGUUGUAGUACAGCCUGAGGCGGAUGGGUUAACUGAUGUGUUUUUAGAGGGAAUUGUGAGAUUUCCCAUGAGGUUUCCUUGGGCACAAAGUGAGGAAGAUUCAAGUCAGAAAAAUGAUGGUUCUCUCUAGGAAGAACCUGACUCAGAAAGUGCAGGGCCUCAAGAUCAAUCAGAGAAGCCAAAAACUGCAACAUUAGAUAACACGUUGGUGAGGAACUAAGUGAUAUGGAAAGCUCCCAGGGAAAAGUACCUGGAGCUACAGAGAUCAACAAAAGUCUUCGUUUACAGACUAGAGCAGAGGAUAGGCAACAUGUGGGAAAGUUGAGGAGAGAAUUCAUGGGAAAAGAAAUGACUUCAUGGGUGUCUAUUAACUGGCAUGUUAUUUCGCUGAGAGUUAGUUCAGGUAACGUAGCGUUCAAGAGAGAAGCUAGGCCUGAGUUCCCUGGCUCUUGUCUUAAGUCAAACCUUGGUUUUGGAUUUAUGUAUCCUGGAAGUUUUCUAUGUUCUUGUUUUAUAUUCCUGCUCAAGUUUUGCUAAAUAUACCUUUGCUUUUGGACUCACACUGUGCUUGUGACUUUCUGGCUAUUCCUGGACUGCAUUACCUUGGGAUUUGCAUGAGACAUUUGGCUACCAUGUAUUGCUAACGCUUUUUUUGGAUUAUACAUCUUCUUUCCUUAUUCCUGUUUUUUCAUAUAUUUGAUGUGUUUUUACAAUAAACCACUUUUACUUUGGA